Drosophila elegans is the source of this 313-nucleotide messenger RNA. RefSeq lists its product as uncharacterized. NCBI's taxonomy places the organism in Eukaryota, Metazoa, Arthropoda, Insecta, Diptera, Drosophilidae. The record is from RefSeq and is a predicted model, not a curated record. The coding region runs from base 17 to 136 and encodes 39 amino acids. The transcript has 2 exons.
AGAGGUUACAACUGAAAUGAGGAUCUUCUGCGUUAUUCUUUUGCUUGCUUCUUUAGCACUUAAUUCCUGUAAUGCGGUGAGAUGUGUUUUAACGUGUCAUACAUUGGCUGGCGACUACACGUCCGUUGAAAUAUAAUCCAAGAGCACAGCUUUUGAAUUUGAUUUCCUAAAGCAAAUAAUAGAUGUUGGUAAUGUAGGUUAAAAAAAAACUAGUAAUUAAUUUAAAAGCGUUUUGCAGAGCUUGAAUAAUAAGCAGACAUGUGCAUAAUGGAAAGUGAACAAAGAAAGAAUCUAUGAACAAUUAAAAUUUUAA